Mangifera indica (mango) is the source of this 2087-nucleotide messenger RNA. RefSeq lists its product as uncharacterized. NCBI's taxonomy places the organism in Eukaryota, Viridiplantae, Streptophyta, Magnoliopsida, Sapindales, Anacardiaceae. Gene Ontology annotation, cellular component: plasmodesma; plasma membrane. Bases 361 to 1893 code for a protein of 510 amino acids. The transcript is spliced from 9 exons. The record is from RefSeq and is a predicted model, not a curated record.
UGUGAAGAGUCAUUUGGCCUUGCUCGAGUAUCCAAUGUUUGCAUGACUGCAUCUCUCUUCUUUUUUUUUUAACCGCUCAAUACUACAAAUUUACAAUAAUUCUCAAAAGUCUAGGGGACACGCGCGCGCCCUUCAGCUCUCUCCCUCACUGUCUCUGUCUCUGUUGGUCACCAUGCCAUUGCACUGUUACAGGUCACUGCCAUUGUUUCUUGUACUCGCCAUUGCCUUCUUCUUCUCCUCUUCUUCUUUGCUUUGUUUCACCCAUGGAGCCCCAACCAUCUUGCAUUCCAACCUCCACUCCCUUCAGAGUCUAUAUCUGAGGCUCGGAGGUUCGUUCUGGAGAGUCCCAGCAACGCGCCUAUGAAUGAGGAUGAUGAUGAUAAUAAUAAUGACGACUACGAGAGCUCCUCAUCGAUUGUCUUGGCUGCAAAGAGGACUUACAGAAGAGACCCUCUUAACGGCUUCAGAAGAUACACGGGAGGAUGGAAUAUCAAGGACGUUCAUUAUUGGGCUUCAGUGGGGUUUACUGCAGCUCCUCUUUUUGUCAUUGCUGCAAUCUGGUUCCUUGGUUUUGGUGUGUGCCUGUUACUCAUUUGUAUCUGUCAUUUCUGCUCUGGAAGGGAGCCUUUCGGAUAUUCCAAGACUGCUUAUGCUCUUUCUCUUAUCUUCCUCAUUCUCUUCACCAUUUUAGCAGCCAUUGGAUGUGUUAUCCUUUACGCCGGUCAAGGGAAGUUUCAUGGCAGUACAACAUCAACAUUGGAUUAUGUUGUAAGCCAGGCAGAUGCCACUGUUGAUAGACUGAACGGCGUGUCUGAUUAUCUUGCUGCAGCCAAGCAAUUACAGGUGGAUAAAAUUUUCCUACCUUCUAAUAUCCAAACUGAUAUUGACAACAUUGAAGAAAAACUUAAUGCUUCUGCUAGCAUUCUUGCUGACAAAACUGCAAAAAAUUCGCAUGACAUACGAGAUCUUCUAGAUUCUGUGAGAUUGGCUCUAAUUUUGAUUGCUGCUAUUAUGCUUGUCUUGGCCUGUCUUGGAUUCUUAUUCUCAAUUUUUGGAAUGCGAUUACUGGUCUACAUUUUGGUUGUCUUCGGAUGGAUACUUGUUGCUGGAACCUUUAUAUUAUGUGGCAUAUUUGUUCUUCUUCACAAUGCGGCUGGUGACACAUGUGUUGCAAUGAAUGAAUAUGCUCAAAACCCAACUGCUCAUACAUCUCUAGAUGAUAUAAUCUCUUGUGUGGACAAAGCCACUGCCCAAGAAACCAUAAUGCGCAGCAAGGAAGUAUCUUCCCAGAUUGUCGAAGUAAUUAACGAAGUCAUCACAAAUGUUUCAAACAUUAAUUUUGCUCCUGCUUUUGUGCCUUUUUACUUCAACCAGUCUGGUCCAUUAGUGCCAAUAUUAUGCAACCCAUUUAACUCUGACCUGACAAAUCGUCCUUGCUCUGUUGGUGAACUGGACUUCAACAAUGCAACACAGGUUUGGAACAAUUAUGUUUGUCAAGUUUCGCCUAAUGGUAUAUGCACCACACCAGGACGCUUGACUCCUACAUUCUACAGCCAGAUGUCUGCGGCAGUGAAUGUGAGCAGUGCCUUGUUGAGUGAUGGUCCUUUCUUGGUUGAGCUUGAAGACUGCACAUUUGUGCGCGAAACUUUCAGCAACAUAUACCAGGAUCAUUGUCCUGAUCUGCAGCUCUACAGUAAAUGGAUUUAUGUUGGCCUGGUGAUGGCCUCAACUGCUGUUAUGCUCUCUUUGGUGUUCUGGGUGAUAUAUGGGAGAGAGCGGCAUCAUCGGCUCUAUACAAAGCAGCUGAAUGAGACUAGUCUGGAGGAGAACAAAAGCCUUGAACUUGAAGAGAUUCAAGAGAACAAAAUCCUUGAGGACAGGAAAGAUACUUAAGAAUAAUCGAACUUUAGUUUUUUAUUUCAUUGUGGCCUAAUUUGAACUAUUAUUCAUUCCAAGCAGUUUAGUUUUGCAAGUAAUGUAAAUGAUUUCUCUGAUGCAUGAGCGUAAUUUAUGCAUAACAGCUUCACCUUUUCUGCAUAUUUUGUAAUGAAGCUUUGCAGUUCUUAAAAAGAGACACAAUUUAGCAA